AUGGUCUGUCUUCAAAUGGCAUCAGCACCUUUCAUUCAGCACCGAUCUUCAUCAUUGAGGUCUCAAAAGAAUGCUAAUGUGAUUUUCUAUCUCGAAUACUCCUUAAGAAGUUGUGAAAAACACCCAUCAACUCGUAAAUCUCUUCGAAACUCGAAAAAACGAUUUUUUGCAAAAGAAAAAAAAGUCGAUGUUGAAAGUGCGCUCUAUUGA
Caenorhabditis angaria is the source of this 210-nucleotide messenger RNA. The record is from the annotation of a GenBank genome assembly. NCBI's taxonomy places the organism in Eukaryota, Metazoa, Nematoda, Chromadorea, Rhabditida, Rhabditidae.